Molecule: messenger RNA, 1853 nt
Organism: Alnus glutinosa
Lineage: Eukaryota; Viridiplantae; Streptophyta; Magnoliopsida; Fagales; Betulaceae
Product: putative F-box protein At1g49610
Exons: 4
Coding region: 161-1684 (507 amino acids)
Molecular function (GO): protein binding
Source: RefSeq, a predicted model, not a curated record
UUAGUAGUCCUCUCGACCUCUCCUUCACAGAACAAUUUGCCGACUUUCUGAAAAUUUCAGAAUUGCAUGUGCUACCGCCGUUGAAGCUGUACGUGGUUGAAGCAAAACAGGACGUCUUUGCUAGUUUGGAGGAAGGUUAAUUAAUUCAAGCUUAUUAUAUAUGGAGCACACAACUGACAGAUUAUCAGAAUUGCCGGAACCAGUUGUAGAACACAUCCUAUCAUUCAUCCCCUUGAAAAAAAUACUUCAACUCAGUACAUUGUCCAAGAGAUGGCAAAAAGUUUGGACUUUAUUCCCCAUUCCGCAAUUUAAUUCAAAAUUCUAUGAGUCAAAUUUGUACGAGAUUUCGGGCAACGAAAAAAAGCGGAAAAUCAAAAUAAAGAGUGAGGAGUUCAAUUAUUUUGUGGAGAGAACUUUAGUAUGCCGCUGUAGGCAAAAGCUUAGUAUAAACAUGUUUAAUCUUAAAAUUAGGGUCAUGUGUGAACCAGAUUAUGUUGUUGCGAACCGUUGGAUUGGCUAUGCAAUCAAAAGCAAUGUAAAAGAGUUGAAUCUUGGCUUAAAAUCCUAUGUCUAUAGCUCUGAAGAGAAGCCUGAUGAGUAUAAGGUGCCUGAGAGUAUUCUAAAAGCAAAAUCAAUAAUUUUGUUGAACUUGUUUGGGGGUAACUUGAAGUCGAAGUCAUCUUACAAUGACAUUAAUUUAUCUUCUUUGAGAAAGUUGGUUUUGUCGCGAGUUGAUAUGGAUGAUCAGAUUUUGCGAAGUCUGAUUUAUGGUUGUCCUGUUUUAGAAGAAAUAGAAAUUGGACGCUGUUACGGGUUGAAAAAUAUACAUUUGCCAGCAUGUCUUCCUAAACUCAUGUCCAUUAAGCUGCUGUUCUGUUAUGAAGAACUUGAGAGUUUUGAGAUGGAAGCACCAAAUCUAAAGAAGCUAGUUUUAAAUUCACCCAUUGUGACAGACAAAUGGUUGCACGGUUUCCUUUCUAAACAUCCACUCAUUGAGAGCUUGGAGCUUAGUUAUUUUUGUAUGUUGGAAAGGAUUAAGAUUUCAAGCGAUCACAUGAAGAGUUUGACCAUUGAUCAAUCCAGUGAUCAUUUGGUUGGAGUUAACAUUGAUACUCCUAACUUACAUACACUCGAUUAUUGUGGUGAUGUUAUAUCCCUUUCUUCCAACGCUUUUACUCUAUCGGAAGUUAAUCUUUACUUUUUGAGUGAUACUCCUUUGGAUGUUGAAAAGAUUGAAUUCCUCGCAAAGUUAAGUCAUCCGAAAUUAUUGACUUGGAGUGGUUGUGCCGAGAAUGUGAUUGCUCCAGAAGAAUUGAGAGAAAUACUACCAUCUCCAUUAUAUAAUGUCAAGCAAUUGAAGCUAAUAGUAGAUUAUCCACUUGGGGGAGAUGAAAUCAUCAAACUUGUGGAUGCAAUGUUAUGGUUUUCUCCUCUUCUAGAGAUUCUCUUUAUAGAAUGGGAGUAUCCUUUGAUCGAGAUGGUUGACAAUAUAUCUUUCAAGUUCUCAUAUGAAACUCCUGUUUACAAAUCGAAAAAUUCAAGUUGUUGCAAAUUUCUUCCAUUUCCGUGUUGGCGGCAUUGCUUAAAGAGCAUCAAGAUUGAUGAGUCCAAAAGAUCUGAAAAUGUCAAAGCUCUAAAGAAAUAUUUUCAUAAGAAUGCAGAAAUAUUAGAGAGCAUCCUAUAAUUUCAAGGCCAAUAAAAGUAACAUAGAGGCUGGAUUUGCAAAUAAAAAUAUUAUGGAAAAGUAUCUUUUAAAGAUUCAUAAUUCUUUGAAAUUGUCUCACUGAUUGUGACUUUUGAAUCAUCUUCUAGAAUCUCUUGACUUGAUUUUGUUCAUGUUUAUUUUUACUUUA